Nelumbo nucifera (sacred lotus) is the source of this 994-nucleotide messenger RNA. RefSeq lists its product as uncharacterized. The record is from RefSeq and is a predicted model, not a curated record. NCBI's taxonomy places the organism in Eukaryota, Viridiplantae, Streptophyta, Magnoliopsida, Proteales, Nelumbonaceae.
AUCUUCGGGUCCAAAAUUUAUGAUCAAAUCAUAUAUAACCGGAGCCGCGUAGAUUGUACACCCAAGCAAUCGGAUACCCGUUUACAUCGGUUACAGGCCAACCUGACGACAGGAAUCCGCAAUAGACGGUGAAGGAACGGUUCCAAAAUUGUAAAACCACGUCGGAUGCGCUCUGUUCAUUGUUCAAACCGCUGUUUCAACGGUCUUAUCCGUUUCUCCCUUCCCUCGUCUUUAAAUUUGUAAUAAACUCUUCCCCCCUUCCUUUGCCGUAACUCAUUCUCUCUCUCUCUCUGAUGGCUACCACUUUCCUGUCUUUUCAACCUGCCGGAAUCCAAGCAUGCGCUUCCUCCGGUCGCCGUAAACCCGAUUCAUGUAGUCGGAAAGCAUCCUCUUCCAAUUCGUUGACCCCAUUCUUCGUCUGCUCCUCUCAUCCCGACCAUGCUGAAGAUAACAGUAGCAACAACGACAGCUCCGACGCCUCUACCAAGAAAACGAACGAAUCUGAAACUCAUUACAAAGCGGCGAAAGCCAGAUCUCGAUUCCCACCGGGUUGCUUCACGGAAGAGAAGGCGAGGCAGCUUCGGAUGAAGACGAUGAAGAAUGCAAACUUCCACGACAUCAUGUACCAUUCGGCGAUUGCGUCCCGACUCGCUUCGGAUCCCCCGAAUCGCGCCAAUGAGGAAGGAUCCCCGGACUCCAACGAGGGUUAAGGAUUAUUUAUUUCCCUGUCCCUCUAAAACUGUGACUAUACUUGACGAAGUUCGAAAUGAAUAUCCGUUAGUUUUGUGGCUGUGUAUGGUUUGAUAGAAAAUAAUCUGAAAUUCCUUAACAAAUUUUCCUCUUAUUUUCUAUGAAACCAAACAUAGCCUUAGUUUUUUACCUGUUUUUCUGUUCUUGGCUUCCUUUUUUUUUCAAAAUCAAAUGGAAAGAUGAUGCUGGAUUUUGUACAAAUUAAACUAAAGAUUCAAUCAUUACGAUGUAUAUAAUAUGAUUU